Molecule: messenger RNA, 3100 nt
Organism: Lethenteron reissneri (Far Eastern brook lamprey)
Lineage: Eukaryota; Metazoa; Chordata; Hyperoartia; Petromyzontiformes; Petromyzontidae
Product: F-box/LRR-repeat protein 14-like
Cellular component (GO): cytoplasm
Molecular function (GO): protein binding
Source: RefSeq, a predicted model, not a curated record
CUCCGAGACCCGGGGACCGGAGCCGAGACGUACCCUGGCACAGAGAGCCUCGGUUGUGGCAAGGGUGGCAACGGGAGCGAGCGUGGCGUGGCGUGGCAGGCUGAGCCAGAGCGAACCCGUGGACCCUCUCGGCAUGCAGGUCCCGGCGCCCCACCCCCCCGCCUCCAACCACGUGAGCUGGAGAGCGCGCAGCUGAGCCUCUCCGCGCACGCUGCCUCAUCCGGCUCGCUGGCAGCCGACGGAGCGCCGCAGCAGCAGCAGCAGCGCUCCUCCCCCCCCCUUCCUCCUCCUCCUCACCGACCAUGGAGACGCACAUUUCCUGUCUCUUCCCCGAGCUUCUGACCAUCAUCUUCAGCUGCCUCGAGGUGCGAGACAAAGGGCGGGCGGCGCAGGUGUGCCGCGCCUGGAGGGACGCGGCGUACCACAAGUCGGUGUGGCGCGGAGUCGAGGCCAAGCUGCACCUCCGCCGCUCCAACCCGUCGCUCUUCCCCAGCCUCCAGGCGCGCGGCAUCCGGAAGCUGCAGAUCCUCAGCCUGCGCCGGAGCCUCAGCUCCGUCAUCCAGGGUCUGCCCGGGCUCGAGAGCCUCAACCUGAGCGGCUGCUACAACCUCACGGACCUGGGUCUGGCGCACGCGCUCGUGCAGCCCCUGCCCAACCUCACGGCGCUCAACCUCAGCCUGUGCAAGCAGAUCACGGACAGCAGCCUCGGGCGCAUCGCCCAGCACCUCAAGAGCCUGCGCACGCUCGAGCUGGGCGGCUGCGGCAACGUGAGCAACACGGGGCUGCUGCUGCUCGCCUGGGGGCUGCCCGGCCUGCGUAGCCUCAACCUGCGCAGCUGCCGCAACGUCUCGGACACGGGCAUCGGACACCUCGCCGGACUGACGCGGAACGCGGCGCAGGGCUGCCCCAGUCUGGACCAUCUCACCCUGCAGGACUGCCAGCGGCUGACUGACGCGGCGCUCAAGUACAUCUCCAAGGGAUUCCCCGCCCUGCAGACGCUGAACCUCAGCUUCUGUGGCGGCGUGACGGACGCGGGCAUGGUGCACCUGUCGCACAUGAGCGGCCUGCGCACCCUCAACCUGCGCUCGUGCGACAGCAUCAGCGACGCCGGCGUCAUGCACCUGUCGACGGGCACGCCGCGGCUCACGACGCUCGACCUGUCCUUCUGCGACAAGGUGGGCGACGCGAGCCUGGCGCACAUCGCGCAGGGCCUCGCGCAGCUCGCGUGGCUGUCGCUGUGCGCGUGCCGCGUGUCCGACGCCGGCGUGGAGAGGCUGGCGCGGCCGAUGCGCCGCCUGCGCACGCUCAGCAUCGGGCAGUGCCCCGGCAUCACGGACCGCGGCCUCGAGCUCAUCGGGCGCCACCUCACCCAACUCACGGGCAUCGAUCUGUACGGCUGCACCAAGAUCACCACGCGAGGCCUGGAGCGCAUCACGCAGCUGCCCUGCCUCAAGGUCCUCAACCUGGGCCUCUGGCAGAUGACCGAGUGAAGCGGGCGGGCGAGCGAGCGCUGCGGCUGCGCGGAGUGGGCGGGGAAUGUUCGCGGCGGAUGGACGGAGCGAGAGACCGGUGACGAACGCUGUCGUGCUUUUGAAAUGAAGGGAAGUUUGUUUCCUCCCCGACAACUCCCCACGCCGACAUCGCCAGCCGCAGUCGCGUAAAUUGUACAUCUGACGGAGCGGACGAGCGUUGGUGUGAUCCCGACAGUCCCGACUGAGCGCUGCCCCGCCGUGGCCACGCCGGGUCUCAGAACACCCUGGCACGGCACUACGCUGCGCCAACGUAGACAAAAUGGAUUGCCGUCGAGAUGGUCCUUUGAUGGACGCGUCCAGGAGUCGUGGCGCUUGGUGCAGCCUCGGGGGUUAGAGCCAAACGUAGGUCCCACACCACCGGUCUCACAAUUUUGUUUAAAAUAUACAAGUUAAUGCCCAACCGACGAGAGGGAUAUCUUCUCGCCCAAGUAAAAAAUAACUUUUCCGCACCAAAACCUCCUUGGGAAAUUCCCGCGUUAUUUUUUUUACGUAACAUUUUUUUCCGAAAUGCAAAACUUCUUACUUGCUGGAAAAGUAGACAUUCAGCAUCUUGCCAAGCAUUGAAACUUUCAUGGGCAGCGUUGCAUGAAAGUGUCUUACAAACCCACGCGGGUAGCUUUUCCAGCAACCCCCGCCCCCGCCUACCGCCCCCCCUCCAUCAGAUCCACGACAACCUCCGUCCCCUGCUCCCUCUCCGUGCCCUCUCCCAGCCAACUUCGCCGAAGAUCCACGAGGACUGUCCCCCCGCCCCCCCCCCCCAUCGUCUCUCGAAGCGACACUGAGCCACUGGAACUUCUAUCUACCUCAGAGAUCACGCUAACGCACAGACGUGCGCACGUCAAUUAUAUAAAAGACGCCCGCACAAGGGGACGAGCGGGGGUGCGCAAACGCGUCCGGCUUUCACCGCUUUAACGAGGCAGCGGAUGGGAGAUGAAAAGACAACAAUAAGCAUCUGGCUCUGGGAAGAUGUGUAAAAUCAAGGUAAUAUUUUCACUGCUUUGCUUUUUUGAGUGUGCGGUAUUGACGAGUUAAUUAUAAGUCCUUAACGUCAAUGGUUUAAUUAGUGCCGUGGUUGAUUUGAAGCCGUUGUUACCGGUUGCGAUUGUGCAUGCGUUGAUCCGAGUUCUUUUUGUGACACCGAUUCACGAUAAGCAGAAGCGUAUUUUUAUUCCCACCUGCCGUUACGUUCACAGUUAAAUAUAAUUUUUUGUUGUUUUACUUUUAUGUUCAGUGGUACCGUUUUUUUUUUAACCAACCUGUCAGCACCUGCUUAGGACGUACUGUAAAUAUAUAAUGCAUUAUAUCACCAAAAUGCUGUCGGGAAAACAAAAGUAAAAACGAGCUGUAUAAAUUACAUUUCUGAUCAAAUGUUUGGCGUGGAUUUUUUUUCUCUCGUUGAAAAUUUUUUUUGGUGCUUAAAUCGGGGUGAAAUAGUCACCAAGGAGACGGUGACACAGGCUUUAAGAAGACUAUCGCAUGUAAACACCGACACUGCUUGUUUUACUUACGUUAUCAAUGCAAUAACCCUCGACUCAAAUACUUGUGAUUAGUGUCUUAGAGAUGAUGGC